Molecule: messenger RNA, 1622 nt
Organism: Sebastes umbrosus (honeycomb rockfish)
Lineage: Eukaryota; Metazoa; Chordata; Actinopteri; Perciformes; Sebastidae
Gene: agxtb
Product: alanine--glyoxylate and serine--pyruvate aminotransferase b
Exons: 11
Coding region: 72-1349 (425 amino acids)
Cellular component (GO): peroxisome
Molecular function (GO): L-alanine:glyoxylate transaminase activity; L-serine:pyruvate transaminase activity
Source: RefSeq, a predicted model, not a curated record
GUUCAGUCUCUCUCCGUCUGUCUGUCUGUCGGUGGUGAUCUCCACUCAGGAAGCAGGACUCUGUAGCCGUGAUGCAGCGGGCUCUGUUCAGCCGCAGCUCGCUGCUCCUCCAGCAGGCAGCAGCGACCCUCGACGGUCCGCUGGCCGUGAGGGGCGCUCCUCUCUGCCGCUCCAUGUCCUCCGUCACCAUCCCGCCUCCAGCCUGCAUGCUCCGGCCGCUGGAGGUCCCUCUGCGUCACCUGUUCGGACCGGGACCCUCCAACGUGCCUCCACGUAUAUUAGCAGCACAGGGCAGGCCGAUUAUAGGUCACCUGCAUCCAGAAAUGUAUGAGAUCAUGAACGACAUCAAGCGAGGCAUCCAGUACAUCUUCCAGACGGAGAACAACAUGACUAUAGCGAUGAGCGGCUCCGGCCACGCGGCCAUGGAGUGCGCGGUGUUCAACACUGUGGAGCGCGGAGAGAGCGUGCUCGUGGCCAUCAACGGAAUCUGGGGAGAGCGCGUGGCAGAGAUUGCAGAGAGAAUGGGUGCCAAUGUACAUAGAAUGGUAAAAGCACCUGGAGGAUAUUUCAGCAAUAAGGAAAUUGAACAGGCCAUGCAGAAACACAAGCCUGUCUUGUUUUUCCUCACACACGGAGAGUCCUCCGCUGGCCUCUGUCACCCAGUAGAUGGCAUUGGAGACAUCUGCAGAAAACAUAACUGCCUCUUCCUGGUUGACACAGUCGCAUCUCUUGGUGCAGCACCAAUUUUUAUGGACAAGCAAAAUAUUGACAUCCUGUACAGUGGUUCUCAGAAGGCUCUGAACGCGCCUCCUGGAACAGCACCCAUCUCCUUUAAUGACAGAGCAUGCCACAAGAUGUUUAACAGGAAAACAAAGCCAGUAUCCUACCUCUUUGAUAUGACACAUUUGUCCAACUACUGGGGCUGUGAUGGCCAACCAGCCAGAGUAUACCACCACACUGGUCCAGUGUCUGGAUUCUUCGCCCUGAGAGAGAGUCUGGCUAUUGUUGCUGAGAAGGGGCUGGAGGCGUCUUGGAAGAAACACAAAGAGGUGUCAUCCUAUCUGUACAGAGGACUGGAAGACUUGGGCCUCAAGCUCUUCAUCCCUGAACGGGAGUUGAGGCUUCCCUCCGUCACCACCAUUGCCAUCCCUGACGGCUACAACUGGAGGGAGUUGCUGGCCUACAUCAUGAAACACCACCAGAUGGAGAUGACCGGAGGCCUGGGCCCUUCCAUUGGCAUGGUGAUGAGGAUCGGAUUGAUGGGAUACAACUGUGAGAAGACUAAUGCUGACAUGGCACUGCAUGCCCUGGCAGAUGCUCUCAAGAACUGCAAAAAGAGCAAGGCUUAAGAGGUCCAGAUUCCCUGGCCACUCACCCUGUAUACUCAUACAUUAAGGAAUAAAAUGUAAACAUCCAGUGACCCCCACAUGAGGCACACCUGGAACAGUGCAUAAAGUUCAGGAUUUUUUCUGUGCUUUUGACUGCAUAUAUUUUAUAAAACCUAUAAGGCCAUGUGCCUUUAUUGUAGAAGUAGGCUAGUUUUGAAAUAAAGUAGAUAUUGUCAUAUGGUCCAUACUAAGUGCACUGAAACAUGUCAAUAAAGUGUGCUUUAAUUUAUCAAA